This is a messenger RNA of Haliotis rubra (blacklip abalone), 1477 nucleotides long. Its product is annotated as sugar transporter SWEET1-like. Lineage: Eukaryota; Metazoa; Mollusca; Gastropoda; Lepetellida; Haliotidae. Gene Ontology annotation, cellular component: membrane. Gene Ontology annotation, biological process: carbohydrate transport. The coding region runs from base 131 to 772 and encodes 213 amino acids. Gene Ontology annotation, molecular function: sugar transmembrane transporter activity. The transcript has 6 exons. The record is from RefSeq and is a predicted model, not a curated record.
UGUAGACGAUGUCCCAGUCCGCUAUAAAUAGUCUCUAUCCGUCCCACAUCUGUCAAACAAGAAGUUGUAGAGUUGACAACGUAGCUGUUGUAACCCAAGUCGCGCCUUGCUUUCUACAACUUACAACAAAAUGGAUUUUUUUCAUAUAGUGGAGUGGUCGACAAUCAUCUUCACCAUUCUCAUGAUGAUGUCAGGAAUACCACCAUGUGUAUCUAUGUACAAGACUCAGGAGACUAAGAAUAUACCAUUCUUCUUCUUCCUCAUCUGCCUUAUGAAUAGCAUGAUCGGACUCUACUAUGGCGUGCUCAUCGACAAUGGCAUGCUGAAGAUGCUCAACAUUUUAGGCACGGCAUUGUGGGGCAUCUACAUAUUUGUAUACAUCUUGGUGGCACAAGUCAAGAGUGAUGCUGUAUCCAAGGUAACAGGAAUGUUUGCCCUGUUCCUGUCCCACGUGGUAUAUCUUGUCUACAUUGUACAGCGACAUGACGAGAUGGUGGCCUGGCUGGGCAGCAUGCUGUUCGUGUGGACCAAUGUGCUGGUGAUUGUACCAGCGUGGGACAUAGUGGAAGUUGUGAGGAGAAAGAGCUCAGAAGGUGUGUCUGUCUCAGUGCUGAUGGGGGGCCUCAUGUGCUCCUUCGUCUGGCUCCUCUAUGGGUAUCUGCUGAAUGACUUCAACAUCUAUGCGCCCAACAUCCCCGGGGUAAUUAUCAACGUCACCCGCCUCGUCUUGUUGAUAGCAUACCGAGGUGGAGGCAAGGCCAAGGUGGAGUAACAGCCUCCCCAUCACCCUCCAUCUUCUGCAUAAUACAGAAGUGCAUAAUAUGUGGCUAUCCAUGCAACAAAGUUUAAACCAUUUCAUAAUGUAUGUAUGAAUACCCAUAUGGUAUGGUGCAUCAUUAAGUGUGGACAGAACGUGAAUGCGUGUCUGAGUAUGAAAUGCAUGGCGAUGUACGUUUGCACUGAUUACUGCUCACACCGACUUGCUACAGAUGUUCAUUUACCAGUGAGGUAUAUGAGACUCUUUAUGAAAGAAUGAGAUUUGUAGAUACAUUCAUCAAUACUCUAGUGAAUUUUAAAAUAACCCAGGAUGAUCCAUGAAUAUUGAAGUUGGUUUUAACUGUCUGUUUUUCCAUUUUUAACACUUUCAAGUUUCAUCAAUCUUUUCGAUGAAAUCUUUUUUUAUACACUGGUAAUCAAAUAUUGUUUUUUAUACACAUAUAUGUGUUCGAUAUUUUAAUUCCAUAUUUGUUUUAGAUGUCUUUGGUUAACCCAAGAAUUCGAAUAUAACAGCAAUCGGUGAUAAAAUAUCCAAGCAGACAUAUGUAUUAACAACUUUAUUGAUAUGAUAGUUGUGACUGGUUUUACCUCAUUAUGUCUCUCUUUAUUUAAGAAAUAGAGUUCGCUCUACCACCAUGUAUAGUGUAAUAAAACACACUUUCCCCCUGAACUAUUAUAGUUAAAGUACGAGGACGCUUGC